AUGGGUCUUACAUCAGACUCAGUUUAUGCCUGUUCCACCGUGCUCAUUUCCAAUGCCCUCGCCACCACACAUGACACCCAUGAGCAGCCAUCUCCACCUGAUGAACCAGAACCAAAGAGGCAGAGAGCAGAUGAUGCUUCUCUUAUCCCGGCAGAGCAGUUCCUCACUCAGCAUCCGGGUCCUGUUAUCAUCUCAGUAUCUGUACCCAACCUUGAUGAAGGAAAUCUGCAUGGCCAAGUUUUGGAGAUUCACGUCCAAUCACUGUCAGACACAGUAGGUAGUUUGAAGGAGCAGAAUGCUGGAGAGUUGCAGCUCCCUGCUAAUAAGCAGAAGUUGAGCGUGAGGACUAGUUUCCUCAAAUACAACCUUUCUCUUGCUUACUACAAUGUGGGUCCUGGAGUGGUGAUCAAUCUAACACUGAGGGAGCGUGGUAGGAGAAAUAAAUGGAGAAAGAAAUGAAGGAGAAAGAAAUGAAAGCCUUUUCAACCUCAGCACAGUGUCAGGUUAAUGCUUAGAACCAUUGUUCAGAGCUAUCAUGGAGAACCUUUUUACUGGAUCUUGCUGCGGUAUUUUUUGUAUUAUUUUAUUGAGCACAAUCUUUGGCGUUAUAUGAACGCUGUUCUUUCCUCUUAUGUCAAUGGUGUGAGGUUCUACCUUGACGUAGCUUGUAAUAUUUUACUGGAGGUUUGCUACUGGAUAGCCUACCUCAACUUGCUUGGGAAAAAAGGCUAUGUUGUUGUUGUUGCUACUGGAUACCUUGGCCAGUUGGCCACUUAAACUCUGUAUCACAUGUCUUCUUUAGCUUCUUCUGGUUGGUCUUA
Messenger RNA from Panicum virgatum (switchgrass), 821 nucleotides. RefSeq names its product probable splicing factor 3A subunit 1. Bases 1 to 459 code for a protein of 152 amino acids. The transcript is spliced from 3 exons. Gene Ontology annotation, molecular function: protein binding. Lineage: Eukaryota; Viridiplantae; Streptophyta; Magnoliopsida; Poales; Poaceae. The record is from RefSeq and is a predicted model, not a curated record.